Austrofundulus limnaeus is the source of this 1546-nucleotide messenger RNA. RefSeq names its product probable N-acetyltransferase CML1. The record is from RefSeq and is a predicted model, not a curated record. Gene Ontology annotation, molecular function: N-acetyltransferase activity. Lineage: Eukaryota; Metazoa; Chordata; Actinopteri; Cyprinodontiformes; Rivulidae. The transcript is spliced from 2 exons. Bases 558 to 1229 code for a protein of 223 amino acids.
AUCACUGGUAACUUUUGUUUGUCUAUCAUCUUUUCUGUUUUUCACUUAUUUUAGUUUCAUGACAGCGCAGCAGCUUAGAGAGGCUAGCAUUGAUGCUACCACUAACAGAUCCUCGUGAUCAUAAGGUUUGUUGGAGGUCAUGAUGAAACUGCAGUUCUGUUAAUCUUUCCAUAAGUUUAUAGCUUUAUACAAGAUCGUAACGUGUUGCUUUGAGAGCAGCAUUUAAGUACAUUUUAUACGUCUAGUAACUACAAAUUAUUUUUUUUACUUCAGUCUGUUCUUUACUAAUACACAUUUAAAGUUGCAAAUUUCAUAUUGUCAGACUAAUAACACACUAAGUACGUCUGUGUUGAUAAAUAAAUUGUGUUUAUUCAGGUGCAUCAACYAUGAUUUGUUUCUGAACUAGAUGAGUGAAAAGGUUUCAUUUGUCGUGUUUGUCAUGCAGACAAUUUUCGCAUUGUUUUGCAAACUUACGUUAUAGCGGAAUUCUCGCGAGAUUUGAGCAAACYACACUACAGCACAACCUUGAACGGUUCGAUGUGAAUGCCAGCUGAACCAUGGCCAGAGUUCAGAUCAGAAAGUACCAGGAUGGUGAUGCUGAGAGCGUGAAGGAGAUCUUCACCAUGGGGAUGAAGGAACACAUACCUUCAACCUUCACGCACGUCCUAAAGCAGCCGCUGACCCAGAUGGUGCUCAUGUGCACAUUCUGUGCUCUCCUGACCAGCUCCAAGUCCUUCCUCCUGCCCAUCCUGGCGGUCAGCCUUCUUCUGGCCGCAGGCCGGCACGUGGUCGCUUCCUUUUUUAACAGUUACACAGAAGAUUCCCUGAAGACUGACCUCAGCAGCAUCAGCGAGACUUACCUGGAAAAGAAGAACUCGUGUUUCUGGGUGGCUGAGAGCGAUGGACGGGUGGUCGGGARGGUGGCUUGUCUUCCUGCUGAAAAUGCACCCGAGUGCCUGGAACUGAAACGCAUGUCAGUGCGCCGCAGGUAUCGUGGGAUGGGCAUCGCCAAGACUUUGUGUCGGACGGUAGCAGAGUUUACUCGUGACAGGGGAUACGCUGCUGUCAUCCUGUACACCUCCAUGGUUGCGACAGACGCUCAGAAACUCUACGAGCACAUGGGUUACCAGAAGAUAAGAGAGCUCACUCUGCCCGACUUUGUUGCCAAAAUCAUCAACUUCACCCUGGUUGAGUACAGACUUGAUUUACAGCCUGAUGAAAAAGACUGAAAUCAAUUUUUUUAUCACUAACUGGCUGUAUCUUAAAGCAGUCACUUUGUCAGAACAUUAUCUCCUAUUCAUGUUUCUACUGUUAAACUCUCUGCUCAACAUGAUGUACUUGUUGCAGACCAUGGUGACUCCUUUACAGCGCAUUCAUAAAGUAUUCAAAUAUACUAUUUAAAACUACAACUAUAAACAUCCAAGUAUUUCACUGGGAUUUAAUCUGAUAGACCAACACAAAGUAGAGAAUAACUUUCAAGUGGAAGAAAAGUGAUCCAAUAUUUUCAAAUUUUUUACAAAUAAAAAUCUGAAAAGUGUAACAUCCA